Molecule: messenger RNA, 480 nt
Organism: Gongylonema pulchrum
Lineage: Eukaryota; Metazoa; Nematoda; Chromadorea; Rhabditida; Gongylonematidae
Source: the annotation of a GenBank genome assembly
AUGCUGAUAACACAGCAGCUCUUCCUCACAGCUUAUGCAUCGGUAGCGCUCGGCCGAUUUAUCAGCGUAUAUGAGCCUAAAGAUCAUCAAGAAAAUGUGGUGAAAAAACUCAAAGAGAUAGCAGUCCCGAUGCAAAUGCUACAUCGAUCGCCUGAACUCGAGCUCAGGCCGCUUCGAAAAAAUCUUCCUGUGGACCAGGAGAAGGACGACGGAGCCACUUUUUUGUUAACACCUGAUAAAGCACUGGAAGGCGGGAUCGAAUUCUCUGCACUACCCAUCAUCCAUCCGGAUGAACAGGCUUCCGAUUUAUAUACAGAUAAUGACGAUAAUGGCAAAAACGACAACGAAAUUCCCGAGCAGCUCAUCUCACAGGUUGAUUUCUGUGCAUUUUUGAGUAAAUUGAAAGCGCUUCUUUUUGGCAAGAAUAUGCGUGUUUGUCCAAAAAAUUCGGCUCCGAGGCCAAGAAAGGCAGCAUACUAA